Molecule: messenger RNA, 2827 nt
Organism: Mangifera indica (mango)
Lineage: Eukaryota; Viridiplantae; Streptophyta; Magnoliopsida; Sapindales; Anacardiaceae
Exons: 6
Coding region: 2046-2696 (216 amino acids)
Cellular component (GO): chloroplast
Molecular function (GO): phosphatase activity
Source: RefSeq, a predicted model, not a curated record
UCGACUCCUACUCGUUGCCAGCCAUAGUCCAUGGAUCUCUGCUUACCCGAAAAACACAAAAUUCACAUGAACGAAAACAAAAAGAAAAAACAAUAGCAACGUCGAAAUGGAGGGAGGAGAAGGUGCUACGGCCCAGCAGGCAGACACGGAGAUGGCAGAGGCGCCGUUGGACCCUCAGCAGCCACCGGCGACUGCUCAGACGGCUGGGAUCGAUAACAUCCCGGCUACGUUGAGCCAUGGGGGAUAAUUUACUCAGUACAACACAUUUGAGAACAUAUUUGAAGUGACGGUGAAGUAUAAGCCACCUAUUCUGCCCAUAGGGAAGGGCGCAUACGACAUCGUUUGGUACUCUCGCACUGACUCACUUGUCUCAGUCCGUCUCAGUGUUGUUAAAGAGUCUUUUUUUAGCACCUGGGUUUUUUUUGUUCCGAUGUGUUUUGAUUUAUGAAUGUGAGUUUUAUGUGGAUUUUGAUGGUUUGUGAAGGUUGUGUUGUGGGGUUUUUAUUAUGUAGCGAAAUUUUAUAUUUUUAUGUUGGUGGGUGUAGAUUUUUUAUUAAGGUAUUUGGAGCUGUUACAUGUUGAAGAUAAGUUAAAUGUGUGGCUAUUUUCUUCAAUAUAAGCUAAGAAGAAGAAAGAGAAUAUUUUAAAAGGAAUUUGUAGCCAUUUCUUUGAAGAGAAAUGAGCAAUAUGAAGAUUGAAUUUGUAGAGUGGGUAAAGGGGUGCUGCUAGUUGGAAUUGCAAAUCUUUCGGUGAAAGUUAGGCUGUUUUAAGUGAGUGAGUGUGCUUGUAGUUCUGUUUGUGGAAGGCAUGUUUUCUAGUUCUUUAUGGAUUUGAGUUUUAUAUGUAAUGAGGUUGUUUGGAGUGUUUCCUUUUCUUUUUUCUUUUUGUUGGGAAAUGUAUUGAGUAAUUUCUAUUGGCUGUUUAUUAGUUCAGCGUUGAAUUCAGAGACAAAUGAGCAUGUAGCAAUAAAGAAGAUAGCAAGUGCAUUUGAUAAUAGAUUGAUGCAAAGAUGACUCUUCAUGAGAUCAAGUUGCUUCGACACAUAGAUCAUGAAAAUGUCAUUGAGUGAUAGUUGCUGAUUUCUUUUUCUUUUUUUUUUUGGGGGGGGCGGGGUGUGGUGUGGUUUCAGUCAUAAGAAGCAACAUAUUGGAUGAACGAUGUUUUUAUUUUAUUUUUCUGUUAUGGAGUCAAAUGCCAGUGGACUUGUUUUUGUUUCAACAUUACAAUAUUGUAAAGCUUGUGUAGUUGAGUUGGUUAGUUGUUUCAUAGGUCUCAUGGACAUGUGCUUAUAUUUUUAUCUGCCCAAGAUGUGAAAUUGAUAAUAUUUGUGGUUAAUUUUUUUUUUUAUAAAAAAUAAAACGAUAGUAUUUGCAUGGUCAUAUGUACAUAUAGCUAAUUGUAUAGGAAUUUGGUGAACUUCUGUAAGCCAUCAAUUUGAGAAAAGUAUUUAACUGAUUGGAUUUUGUUGGUAAGUGGUUAUGGAGAUCUGUUCUUGAGAGAGAGCAUUUUAGGAACUAUGUGUUUAAAAAUAUAGUGUAGGCAGAAGAGAUUGGACUUAUAGUUUUGUUAGAAGCACUCAAGGGUUAGUUUAUGGAGUGGAAUUACCGGUGGGUAGGAGGCUUUUGUAGAUGGGAUAUCUUUUAUUAUGAAACAUGGGAGAAUGUUGAUUUGCCAUGUUAUCUUUUGAGAAGAGAAGUCUUUGACUUCUAAUUUUGCAUAUUUGUGACAUUGUUGAUGGUUGUUCAAGCUUCCUAGUUGUUAUAUUUAUGUUUUGUUUAAAUAUUGAAAAUUAAAAAAAAAGUUAGGUCUAAUGGCAUUAUUUCAAAAAAGACCUCAAAGUUAUAAUUUUUUUAAGCUCCACCUUGUUUCACUCCUCACAUACUUGACCCUUUGUCUCUGGUAGCUGGAGGCUGCACUGUAGUCAAAAGGUUGUUAUCAAUUCAGAGUUCGAAACCCAACUGCAGUUAAAAAAAAAAUCAUCAGAAACAGAAGAAAAAAUAGAAAUUUCAAAAACACUCAAAACAUUUUUGAUUUCUAAAACGAAAAUGAUUGCAAAAUGCUCUUUUCAAUCUCCUGACACCCCUUUCUUAAAGAGUCUUGAUGGGCUUCGCCACCUUGCAGAAACGCACCAUUUCAAGGCGUGGUUCUUGGAUCAAUUUGGGGUCUUUCAUGAUGGAAAACAACCUUAUCCUGGUGCAAUUUCUGCAUGUAUGCAUUCAUAUGGGCUCGGCCUUCAAGUCGUAGAGAAUGUGGAAGGAGCUGAUUUUAUUCGGGCCAUGGUACUGAAGCAUUGGGGGUUCCCUUUUGGAGAGGCACAUCUUGCUAGUCUUGAGGAUUUCAAAAAAAUAUUGGAGCUUUGUGCAGCUAAGAAAAUUCCAAUGAUUGUAGCCAAUCCAGAUUAUGUGAUUGUUGAGCCUAGGGCUCAGCGUGUUAUGCCUGGUACUUUGGCAUCAAAAUAUGAAAAGCCUGGAGGUGAAUUGACAUGGAUGGACAAACUUGAUAAGAUAAUAUAUAAAUCAGUGAUGAACAUGGUUGGUGUUGCUGCUAGCAACUCCAUUGCUGUGGGUGAUUCCCUUCACCAUGACAUUAAGGGAGCCAAUGCAGCUGGAAUCCAGUCAGUAUUUACCAUUGGAGGAAUCCAUGCAAAUGAACUUGGACUCAGCAUGGGUGCCAUUUCCUACAUGUCUGCCAUAUGAGGAAGAUUUAUAAAAGUUGGUUAGCGUGUCUGCCAACAUCUUAUUGACAUGCUGAUAAAUGGCUUUUAAUGUAAGAAAGAAGCAAUUAAGAACCCACACCAAUAAAUUAUUUCUUGAUACGCUGUCUUUAA